Phacochoerus africanus (Common warthog) is the source of this 8944-nucleotide messenger RNA. It is a transcript of the gene DOCK3, whose product is annotated as dedicator of cytokinesis 3. The transcript is spliced from 53 exons. Gene Ontology annotation, cellular component: plasma membrane; cytoplasm. The coding region runs from base 300 to 6446 and encodes 2048 amino acids. Gene Ontology annotation, molecular function: small GTPase binding; GTPase activator activity; guanyl-nucleotide exchange factor activity. NCBI's taxonomy places the organism in Eukaryota, Metazoa, Chordata, Mammalia, Artiodactyla, Suidae. Gene Ontology annotation, biological process: small GTPase-mediated signal transduction. The record is from RefSeq and is a predicted model, not a curated record.
GGCGCCGGGAGCCGAGCAGCGAAGCUGUGAGGAACGGAGUGGCGGCGCGGGAGCGGCAGGGACGGACAGGUGGCGAGCCCUCGCCCGCGCCGCCUGGUACUAAGACGCCUGCAGAACCUCGCGGUCAGGACGUGGCGGCAGAGGCAUCCCGGACGGCCUGCGAGGGAUGCGCCGCCCACUGCUCCGCGCCGCCUGACCGCCCCCGCCUCGGCUCGCGGUGCGCCACAGCCGGGCCCGCGGCCGUCCUCGCCGCACUGUCGCCCGGCCGCCGCUCCCGCGGGGCCGCGCCCGUCUCUGCCAUGUGGACCCCCACGGAGGAAGAGAAAUACGGCGUAGUGAUAUGCAGCUUUCGAGGAUCUGUCCCUCAAGGGUUGGUCUUAGAAAUAGGAGAAACAGUCCAGAUUCUUGAAAAAUGUGAAGGUUGGUAUAGAGGAGUUUCAACAAAGAAGCCUAGUGUAAAGGGGAUCUUUCCUGCAAAUUACAUUCAUUUGAAAAAAGCAAUUGUCAGUAAUAGAGGGCAGUAUGAAACUGUGGUUCCGCUUGAAGAUUCUAUUGUGACUGAAGUUACAGCAACUCUACAAGAAUGGGCCAGUCUGUGGAAACAACUCUAUGUGAAACAUAAAGUAGAUCUUUUCUACAAGCUGCGCCAUGUGAUGAAUGAACUUAUUGACCUUCGAAGGCAGCUCCUGUCUGGUCACCUGACUCAGGAUCAGGUGCGGGAGGUUAAGCGGCACAUCACCGUGCGCCUGGACUGGGGCAAUGAGCAUUUGGGCCUGGACCUGGUGCCUCGAAAGGACUUUGAAGUAGUGGAUUCGGACCAGAUUAGUGUUUCAGAUCUCUAUAAAAUGCAUUUAUCUAGCCGGCAGAGUGUACAACAGAGCACAUCCCAGGUAGAUACGAUGCGCCCACGUCAUGGGGAAGCAUGUCGGAUACCAGUGCCACAUCACUUCUUCCUCAGCCUGAAGAGCUUCACCUACAAUACCAUUGGGGAAGAUACUGAUGUCUUCUUUUCCUUAUAUGAUAUGAGAGAAGGCAAGCAGAUCAGUGAGCGGUUUCUGGUGAGACUGAACAAGAAUGGUGGGCCAAGGAACCCAGAGAAGAUAGAACGAAUGUGUGCCCUUUUUACAGAUCUGAGCAGCAAAGAUAUGAAGAGAGACUUAUAUAUAGUUGCCCAUGUGAUACGAAUAGGCCGAAUGCUUCUAAAUGACUCAAAGAAGGGCCCUGCUCACCUGCACUACCGAAGACCAUAUGGAUGUGCUGUCCUAAGUGUCCUGGAUGUCCUGCAGUCACUCACAGAAUUGAAGGAAGAAAAGGAUUUUGUUCUUAAGGUUUACACGUGCAACAACGAGAGUGAGUGGUCCCAGAUUCAUGAGAAUAUCAUCCGCAAGUCCAGCGCCAAGUACUCUGCCCCCAGUGCCAGUCACGGUCUUAUCAUUUCUCUGCAGCUUCUUCGUGGAGACAUGGAACAUAUUAGGAGAGAAAAUCCCAUGAUAUUUAGUAGGGGAUUGGCAAUUACAAGAAAAUUGGGAUUUCCUGAUGUCAUCAUGCCAGGUGAUAUCCGCAAUGACCUGUACCUAACCCUGGAGAAGGGGGAUUUCGAGAGAGGAGGAAAGAGUGUACAGAAGAAUAUUGAAGUGACCAUGUAUGUGCUUUACGCAGAUGGAGAAAUCUUAAAGGAUUGCAUCAGCUUGGGCUCAGGAGAGCCUAAUAGGAGUUCCUACCACUCCUUUGUCCUCUACCAUAGUAAUAGUCCUCGCUGGGGAGAAAUUAUCAAAUUGCCCAUCCCCAUUGACCGGUUCCGGGGCUCCCACCUGCGCUUCGAGUUCAGACACUGUUCCACAAAGGACAAAGGAGAGAAGAAACUCUUUGGCUUUGCAUUCUCACCACUGAUGCGGGAUGAUGGUACCACCCUCUCAGAUGAUAUCCAUGAGCUCUAUGUCUACAAGUGUGAUGAGAAUAGCACAUUUAACAACCAUGCUCUGUACCUGGGCCUGCCCUGCUGCAAAGAGGACUACAAUGGUUGCCCUAACAUUCCCUCCAGCCUCAUCUUCCAGCGCAGCACCAAAGAGUCUUUCUUCAUUUCCACACAGCUCUCCUCCACCAAACUCACCCAGAACGUGGACCUCCUUGCUCUGCUGAAAUGGAAGGCCUUUCCAGACCGGAUCAUGGAUAUCCUAGGGCGGUUGCGGCAUGUCAGCGGGGAGGAAAUUGUUAAGUUUCUGCAGGAUAUCUUAGAUACACUCUUCGUGAUUUUGGAUGAUAAUACAGAGAAAUAUGGCCUGUUGGUCUUUCAGUCUUUGGUAUUCAUCAUCAACCUGCUCCGAGACAUCAAAUAUUUCCACUUCCGGCCUGUGAUGGACACGUACAUCCAGAAGCACUUUGCUGGAGCCCUGGCAUACAAGGAGCUAAUCCGAUGUCUGAAGUGGUACAUGGACUGCUCAGCAGAACUGAUUCGGCAAGACCACAUUCAGGAAGCCAUGCGGGCCUUGGAGUACCUUUUCAAGUUCAUUGUGCAGUCAAGGAUCCUGUACUCACGUGCCACCUGUGGGAUGGAAGAGGAGCAGUUCCGUUCCAGCAUCCAAGAACUUUUCCAGUCCAUCCGGUUUGUGCUCAGCCUGGACAGCAGAAACUCAGAAACACUCCUUUUCACUCAGGCUGCACUCCUUAAUUCUUUCCCAACCAUCUUUGAUGAGCUGCUGCAAAUGUUCACCGUGCAGGAGGUAGCGGAGUUUGUGAGAGGGACUCUUGGAAGCAUGCCCAGCACUGUGCACAUUGGGCAGUCCAUGGAUGUGGUGAAGCUGCAGUCCAUUGCCAGAACUGUAGACAGCCGCCUGUUUUCUUUCUCAGAAUCCCGCCGCAUCCUGCUUCCUGUGGUUCUCCAUCAUAUUCACCUUCACCUGAGGCAGCAGAAAGAGCUGCUGAUCUGCUCAGGGAUUCUUGGCAGCAUCUUCUCCAUCGUCAAGACCAGCUCUCUGGAGGCAGAUGUCAUGGAGGAGGUAGAAAUGAUGGUGGAGAGCCUCUUGGACGUGCUCUUACAGACUCUGCUCACCAUCAUGAGCAAAUCGCACGCUCAGGAGGCGGGCGAGUAUGUGUCCUGCCUUCUCUCACUGCUCCGCCAGAUGUGUGACACUCACUACCAGCACCUCCUGGACAACUUCCAGAGCAAAGAUGAACUCAAGGAAUUCCUGCUGAAGAUUUUCUGUGUGUUCCGGAACCUGAUGAAGAUGAGUGUCUUUCCUCGGGACUGGAUGGUGAUGAGACUUCUUACAAGCAAUAUUAUAGUCACUACUGUCCAGUACCUAUCUUCUGCACUACACAAGAAUUUCACAGAGACAGACUUCGACUUUAAGGUGUGGAAUUCUUAUUUUAGCCUGGCAGUUCUGUUCAUAAACCAGCCAAGCCUUCAGCUAGAAAUCAUCACUUCAGCCAAGAGGAAGAAGAUUCUAGAUAAGUAUGGGGACAUGCGUGUUAUGAUGGCUUAUGAACUGUUCAGCAUGUGGCAGAAUUUGGGUGAACAUAAGAUCCACUUUAUUCCGGGAAUGAUUGGUCCUUUUCUGGGUGUGACACUGGUCCCACAGCCAGAAGUGCGAAAUAUCAUGAUUCCCAUCUUUCAUGACAUGAUGGACUGGGAGCAAAGGAAAAAUGGCAACUUCAAACAGGUGGAGGCCGAGCUGAUUGACAAGCUGGACAGCAUGGUGUCUGAAGGGAAGGGCGACGAGAGUUACAGGGAGCUCUUCGGACUGCUCCUGCUGGAGAAGGUUGAACAGGAAACAUGGCGUGAAACCGGCAUUUCCUUUGUAACCUCAGUUACCCGCCUCAUGGAACGCCUUCUUGACUACAGGGAUUGCAUGAAAGGAGAGGAGACGGAGAAUAAGAAGAUUGGCUGCACUGUUAACCUGAUGAACUUUUACAAAUCCGAGAUUAACAAAGAAGAGAUGUAUAUCCGCUACAUCCAUAAGCUUUGUGACAUGCAUUUGCAGGCUGAAAACUACACAGAGGCUGCAUUCACUCUGCUUCUCUACUGUGAGCUGCUGCAGUGGGAGGAACGGCCGCUACGGGAAUUCCUUCACUACCCAUCCCAAACAGAGUGGCAGCGGAAAGAGGGACUGUGCCGCAAGAUCAUCCACUACUUCAACAAAGGCAAGAGUUGGGAGUUUGGGAUCCCACUGUGCAGGGAGCUGGCCUGUCAGUAUGAGAGCCUCUACGAUUAUCAGAGCCUCAGCUGGAUUCGGAAAAUGGAGGCCAGCUACUAUGACAACAUCAUGGAGCAACAGCGCCUGGAGCCUGAGUUCUUUCGUGUUGGCUUCUAUGGCAGGAAGUUUCCUUUCUUCCUUCGGAACAAAGAAUACGUGUGCCGUGGCCAUGACUACGAGAGGCUAGAGGCCUUCCAGCAGAGGAUGCUCAGCGAGUUCCCACAGGCCGUCGCCAUGCAGCACCCCAACCACCCUGACGAUGCUAUCCUGCAGUGUGAUGCCCAGUACUUGCAGAUCUAUGCAGUGACGCCCAUUCCAGAUUACGUGGAUGUCCUGCAGAUGGACAGGGUCCCGGAUCGCGUCAAGAGCUUCUACCGUGUCAACAAUGUGAGGAAGUUCCGGUACGACAGGCCUUUUCACAAAGGCCCCAAGGACAAAGAGAAUGAAUUCAAGAGCCUGUGGAUCGAGCGGACCACACUGACCCUGACCCACAGCUUGCCUGGCAUCUCUCGCUGGUUUGAAGUGGAGAGAAGGGAACUGGUGGAGGUGAGCCCUCUGGAGAAUGCCAUCCAAGUGGUUGAGAAUAAGAACCAGGAGCUGCGGGCCCUGAUCAGCCAGUAUCAACACAAGCAAGUCCAUGGCAACAUCAACCUUCUCAGCAUGUGCCUGAAUGGCGUCAUUGACGCAGCUGUCAAUGGAGGCAUUGCACGCUACCAAGAGGCCUUCUUUGAUAAAGAUUACAUCACCAAGCACCCAGCAGAUGCUGAGAAGAUCACCCAGCUCAAAGAGCUCAUGCAAGAGCAGGUCCAUGUCCUUGGAGUCGGGCUGGCAGUUCAUGAGAAGUUCGUGCACCCAGAAAUGCGCCCUCUGCAUAAGAAGCUGAUUGAUCAGUUCCAGAUGAUGCGGGCCAGUCUCUAUCAUGAGUUUCCAGGUUUGGACAAGCUAAGCCCUGCAUGUUCAGGCACCAGCACCCCACGGGGAAAUGUCCUAGCAUCCCAUAGCCCCAUGAGCCCUGAGAACAUCAAGAUGACCCACCGGCACAGCCCCAUGAAUUUGAUGGGUACCGGUCGCCAUUCAUCAUCCUCUCUCUCCUCGCACGCAUCUAGUGAAGCGGGAAAUGUGGUGAUGCUGGGUGACAGUUCCAUGGGCGAGGCUACUGAGGACCUAUACCACCAUAUGCAGCUCGCGUAUCCCAACCCCAGGUACCAGGGCUCAGUCACCAACGUCUCUGUUCUAUCCUCGUCCCAGGCAAGCCCUUCUUCCUCCAGCCUGAGUUCCACUCACUCAGCACCAUCCCAGAUGAUUACCUCUGCCCCUUCCAGUGCCCGAGGCUCUCCCUCUCUGCCAGAUAAGUACCGCCAUGCUCGGGAAAUGAUGUUGCUGCUGCCCACACACCGGGAUCGCCCAAGCAGUGCCAUGUAUCCAGCAGCCAUCCUGGAGAACGGACAGCUGCCAAACUUCCAGCGGGCCCUGUUCCAGCAAGUGGUCGGAGCCUGCAAACCCUGCAGUGAUCCCAAUCUGUCAGUGGCUGAAAAAGCGGUGCCAGCAGCCCCCAGCAGCUGGAGCCUGGAUAGCGGAGCCCGAGAGGCCCAGCCCUUCCUGUCUGCCCACACGGGGUGCAUCAUGGCCCCCCCAGUGCCUCCCCGAAGCCUGCUGCAUGGUCAUUACUCCCUACACUUUGACGCCUUCCACCACCCCCUGGGUGACACACCCCCAGCCCUCCCAGCCCGGACCCUGCGCAAGUCUCCUCUCCACCCUAUCCCAGCCUCCCCCACAAGCCCCCAGUCGGGCCUGGAUGGCAGCAACUCUACGCUGUCUGGCAGUGCCAGCAGCGGUGUGUCUUCCUUAAGUGAGAGUAACUUUGGGCACUCCUCGGAAGCUCCUCCUCGUACCGACACCAUGGACUCCAUGCCAAGCCAGGCCUGGAAUGCUGACGAAGACCUUGAGCCGCCCUACCUCCCUGUCCACUACAGCCUCUCUGAGUCCGCCGUCCUGGACUCUGUCAAGGCUCAGCCAUGCCGAAGUCACUCAGCACCAGGAUGUGUCAUCCCUCAGGACCCCAUGGACCCUCCUGCGCUGCCACCCAAGCCCUACCACCCCCGCCUGCCGGCCGUGGAGCACGACGAGGGGGUGCUGCUGCGUGAGGAGGCUGAGAGGCCUCGGGGCCUGCACCGCAAGGCCUCGCUGCCUCCCGGGAGCACCAAGGAAGAGCAGGCUCGAAUGGCCUGGGAGCACGGCCGAGGGGAACAGUGAGGUGCAGGGAAGCAACUGGGACACCACCCUCCAUGAGCAGCUUGUCCAAACACUCCAGGUCUGAAAAGCAAGUCCCCCUGCAGGGAGCCAGAGAGGCCUGGCACUCAGGAGAGAACCAUCCCAAGUCUACAUUCUACUGCCGUGAACUCGUGUGUUGCCAUGUGCAGAGGCCACAGCAGCAUGAAGGGUUGUGGCUUCUCUUUUUAUUUCAUUUUAUACAUUUCCAUUUCUAUGGGUUCCCCUUUUUCCUUUGUGCAGUAGAUGCUUUCUUUCUCCUGCAGUUCCAGACCACGUGGAGCUAUAUGGAGAUAGUGCACAGACAGAAUUGCUUUGCAGCUUUGCAGGGCCCCGGGGGUAGGAGCCCAGGCCCUCCUUCCAGGGUAGAGAUGCACAGAAGGAUGGGAAUUGCACUAGCAACCUCUUCUUUUGGUGCGUGGACAGAAGAGCUCAUGGCUAUUAUAUUCAGGGAUUGCAAGGACCACGUGGACUACGUCACGGGUGGACAAGGGGGCUACAAGCCAUUUUGCACAAAUGCCUGCCCACCUGCCCACUCUUCCAUCCAGGAGUAUGCGACUGGGGGGCUGGCUGGGCCAACCUACCGGCUCAGUCAUGUGACCUGGCUUAACUGCAUGCCCAGGGCAUACCGCCAGGCUUCCAUUGGCCAGCCCUGCCUCCUACUCUACCUUGGACUUUCCCCUCCAUCGUUUUUAUUUCUGACCAUUUGCUCCCCUCCUGAAUAUACCCCAUGCCCUGCAGCAGCACCCCGUGCCCUUGGUGAAAGGAUCCGCAGUGGUUAUCUCCUGCCUUCUCGGGCUUGAAUGGGAGCGUGGAGACAGAGGGACUACCGUAGCUACCUUUCUCCCCCGGGCCUGGGCAGCCAUGGGUUGAGACAAGCUGGCAUAAGGAUGAGGCUGAGGUAUAGCAGGAGCCGGAAAUCCUCGGGGUUUUCAGAAGUGGCCAGAGUGCCUGUCACCCAGCUCCUGCAUCAGGGAUUUUCAGCACUACCUCCAAGCAGUGGGGUUGUCUGCCCAGCCAGGCUUCUAAGGAAGGCCUGAGGACUCCUGGUCAGGUUCAGCAAGCUCCAGGGUGAAAAGAGUGGGAGGGAGCUUCUUCUUUUAGGAGAGCCACACAGAUUGAAUUAUCCUCUCCCAGUGGCCAAGUGCUGGACUCCAGUUCCAGGCCCAUGGGGACUGCCACUCAGGGUCAGGGUGGGCAGGAAGGCAGUUGCUUAAGCCUCCCCAGUCUUUUGGGCAGAAGGCAGUGGUAUCUUUAUAGGAAACUCAGGUCAGAACACUGAUUUUCCUCUUGGUUUAUUAUUUAGGGGGAUAGGGUAAGGUGGUAAUAGUGUUUUACCAGGGUGCUUCUAAGUUACUUAAAAAACAAAAAGUCUACAAAACAUUUCUUUCAUUUGCUUGAGUUCAUGACUUUGACGGUCGCAAGACUGCCUUCUCCUAGUUGAGCACGUGUGUUCUCCCCUAGCUCCUCUUUUGUUGGCCCAUCUGACCUCUAUGGUUAGGGUGUUUUUCACAUGUAAACAAAUGUAGCUUGCCAGCAAGUAAGGAGGAAAGAUGGGGCUGGGGGAGGACCACAUUACCUUCAGGAUGUCUGGAGAUAUCUAUCACCAGUGUAGAUCCUUUCUUAUACUUUAAGGGAGACUCCAGGCAGAGUGGGUUAGUCCUGGCAGGCCUGGACCAUCUAGUGUUCACAAAAGUGUGACAGUUGGGAUUAGCUGUGAAUUUCUUAGGUAGGAUGGCAUCUCUAGAUUUUAGGGCACUUCUGAACCUCAAUCCCUGGACAAGACAGUCAUCACAUAGGAACAGCCACUUCUUCACCUGGUGGCAUAGGAGGGUAGAGAGCAGAGCGUGGCUUUGUUUGGCCUUGGCUUAUGUAGGUUGAGCCAGGUUUGUGUUUUCCCUGUUUUCCUUAAUUGGAUAGAAAGGACAUAUCCAAAUCCAGGUUUGUGUUUUCCCUAUUUUCCUUAAUUGGAUAGAAAGGACAUAUCCAAAUCAGCCAGUCUGAGGGGAAGUGGAAGCCAGAUAUGAGAAUCCUUUGAAGAUCGUGAAAUACUGACUUUCAUUCUUUCAAGCUUAUUUGUAAAUAUCUAUUUGAAUGCUGUGUAUUUGUACAGGAAUUUGAGCAAAAAAUGUAUAGAGUGUGAUGUCCUAUUGGUAUUCAGCCCUAUAAAUGUGUUUUUAACCUCUGGCAUUCUGUGCUUAUUUAAAAUAAGAAAACUUCUAACCAUUUCUUUUGUGUAUUUAUGUUUAAAAGAAGUGACUUUAAAAUGGUCUUAACCUGUACCAGAAAGCAAAGUUAAAAGAAAAAAAAAAUUUUUUGUGCUAGUGUCCCAAAAGGUAUUUUACUGUAUAUAUUGUGGUAGCAUGUUCUAAAUCUAACAAGUAAUGUGAAUUUUAGAUGUAAAUAUCUGCCACUUGAUUUCCCCCCUUCCCCUACUCCCUUGACUGCUGUGAUGUGAAUUAAAGAUGAAUACCUGAUACUGA